AUGCCGAUCCCAUACCAAGUAGCGUUCAAGCCAUUGAACCCGCCCAAGGUCGGCGACAAUGGCUACGUCGAGCCCACACCAGGUAAAUCUGAAGUGCUCAAGAAAGGCUCUGCACCCUUCGGCUGUCGAACGCUCGACUCGGACGUACGUAUCGACCACGAUGUCGAGAUUGUAGUGCGGGACGGCUGCCGUCUGUACGCCGACAUCUACCGACCCGCGGACGAUCAAGACAACGUGCCCGUCAUCGUCUCUUGGUCUCCCUACGGCAAAAAGUACUCGGCGAUCGACAUGAUCUUCAACGUGUGCAUGUGGCGGUGCUGCAUCAAGGACGAAGACGUCAGUGGACUCGAAAAGUUUGAAGGCUUGGAUCCGGCCUACUGGGUGGCGCGUGGAUAUGCGAUCGCCAGCGUCGACGCUCGCGGUGCAGGAAACAGCGACGGCGACACGCUCGUCCUGGGCGCGCAGGAAGCCGAGGACAUCCACGACGUCAUCGAAGCUCUCGCUAAGCUUCCCUGGUGCAACGGCAACGUCGGUAUGGCUGGAAACUCGUACCUCGCCAUCUCCCAAUGGCACGCCGCUGCGCAGAACCCACCUUCGCUCAAAGCCAUCGCUCCAUGGGAAGGAUCCGGUGAUAUCUUCCGCGAGCAGUUCUGUCGUGGCGGUUGGUUCACCCUGUCGAACUUCGACCUCAUCACCACGCUCGUCAUCAAGGGCAAGCACGGCGUCGAAGACUUUGACGAGAUGCACCGCCGCUCGCACCUCGCCAACAUCUACUGGAACGACAAGCGCGUCGACAUGUCCAAGAUCAACAUCCCCUGCUUCAUCACCGGUUCCGACUUUAGCCAGAUCCAUACGAUGGGAGCGAUCAGGGGGUGGAUGCAGGUCAACACGGACAAGAAGUGGAUCAAGUGGAGCGGAUACCAAGAAUGGUUCGAGCUGUACUCUGUUCCAGAGAGCAACGUCGAGCUCAAGCUCUUCUUUGACAAGUACCUCAAGAACAUCGACAACGACUGGGAAAAGACGCCCAAGGUGCGUUGGGCCACCUUGCCCUUUGGCGAUCGCGAUGUCAAGCACGACAUUGUCCUGCCCGAUUUCCCUCACCCUUCCACCGACUACCGCAGCUUCUACCUCGCCGCCGACGGGCAACUCUCCUCGACUCUCCCCGACCCCACCGGCUUCUCGUCUCACAACUCGGAAGAGCGUUUUUCCAUCUCCAAGUUCAAACACACCUUCACCUCGGCCACCCGGCUGAUCGGCAUCCCCAAAGCGGAGCUGUACAUGUCGUGCGAUGCGCUGGACGAUCUCGUCGUAUUCGUGCAGCUGCGCAAGCUCGAUGCUUCCGGUAAAGAACUUUCGCAGCUCCAGUUCCCGCUUUCGCGCGCUCCCGUAAAGUCGAUUGACGACAUGAAGGAGUCGGAACGACAGAGUCUCUCGCUGCACAAUGGAUCGAUCGGCGUGCUGAGGGCUAGUCAACGCAAGAUCGACGCCAAGCGCUCGCUGCACGAGAACUUCCCCUUCCACCCGCACGACGAGAUUUGGAAGGUCACCCCCGGCGAAGUUGUCAAGCUGGACAUCGGUAUUUGGGCUAUGGGUGUCGACUACGAGGCGGGCGAGAGCAUUCAGGUGGACAUCUUGGGUCAGUGGCCCGGCUUCAGCGAGGUGGCGGCCUUCCACAAACCACGACCCGAGUCGGAGAAGAACAAGGGCGUUCACAAGGUGCACUUCGGUGGUCAAUAUCCCAGCCGUGUCAUCUUGCCCUUUGUUCCAUUGUAG
This is a messenger RNA of Pseudozyma hubeiensis SY62, 1773 nucleotides long. RefSeq lists its product as hypothetical. The record is from RefSeq and is a predicted model, not a curated record. The coding region runs from base 1 to 1773 and encodes 590 amino acids. The transcript is spliced from 2 exons. Gene Ontology annotation, molecular function: dipeptidyl-peptidase activity. NCBI's taxonomy places the organism in Eukaryota, Fungi, Basidiomycota, Ustilaginomycetes, Ustilaginales, Ustilaginaceae.